Molecule: messenger RNA, 3844 nt
Organism: Aureobasidium pullulans EXF-150
Lineage: Eukaryota; Fungi; Ascomycota; Dothideomycetes; Dothideales; Saccotheciaceae
Product: 26S proteasome regulatory complex, non-ATPase subcomplex, Rpn2/Psmd1 subunit
Exons: 3
Coding region: 243-3602 (1119 amino acids)
Biological process (GO): proteasome-mediated ubiquitin-dependent protein catabolic process; regulation of protein catabolic process
Cellular component (GO): proteasome complex; proteasome regulatory particle, base subcomplex; proteasome storage granule
Molecular function (GO): enzyme regulator activity
Source: RefSeq, a predicted model, not a curated record
ACAAUCUACAGCAGCAACAAGCUUCCCAAUUCGCGCCUUCACUUCCAUCACGACGAUUCUGUUCCUUCUGCUUAGAGCUUGACGACACCUGUUUCUGCAUCGCCGCUUCCCAUUUAGUCUGCACGAGAGGACUUUCGCACGUGCUUCGACCUCCGAGCUGCGGCGCCACUCACUCACGACAAACGCCUUCUUCUUACCUUCGCAUCAACCAUAACCCACACGUCUACCCUCGCAUCAUCACCAUGGUCGGCGCUCCUUCUGCUGCGGCCAGUUUGGUCGGCUUCCUCUCAGAGCCCGACACUGCUCUGCAAAUCUUUGCCCUGGAGGAGCUGAACAAUGACAUGGACAACAUCUGGACUGAGGUCUCGGGGUCCAUCGGGCAAAUUGAGGCUCUCUACGAGGACGAAUCGUUCCCUAACCGCGAGCUCGCCGCACUGGUGGCGGCCAAGGUCUACUACCAGCUGCAGGAGUACAACGAGAGCAUGGUCUUCGCCCUCGGCGCUGGCAAGCUCUUCCGUUUGGAUCAUCAGGGCGAGUUUGAGGAGACCAUUGUUGCCAAGUGCAUUGAUACCUACGUCGCCCUGUCAGCACUCCAGAACCCUCCCGCUCCCUCAAGUUCGGUGCCGUCUGCAUCGCUCAACGACUCGUCGCUACCCACUGCCAACGGCAGCGCCAACACCACAACUCCUUUCUCGCAAUCUUCCGCACCGCCAAAGUCGCUCCUUUCCCGCGAAGUCGACGGUGUCCAGGCCGAUGGCGCAGCCGCUGGAGUCGCUGGCUCACAUCCCGCCCCCAACUCCCUCUCGCCUGCCACACAAAAGAGCCUUCACGGUGUCAUUCAACGCAUCUUCGAGUCAUGCUAUCAAACUGGCGCAUACCGACACGUUGUUGGCAUUGCUAUCGAGGCCCGCAGCCGUCAGGUCUUGAAGGAUGCCAUUCUGCGUUGCGGCAAGGACAAGCAGAGUACAGAUGAGCUGAUGGAGUAUGUGCUUGAGAUUUGCAUGAACGUGGUGCAAGAGCGCGGGCUUAGAGACGAGAUCUUGCAGCUUAUUCUCGAACUGCUCAACGAUAUUCCCGACCCGGACUACUUCGCCAUCGCUAGAUGUGUUGUACACCUUGGGCAGUACUCGAUGGCCAGCAACAUGCUCCGCCAGCUUGUGCAGAAGGCCGACGCAAAGUCAUUGGCCAUUGCAUACCAACUGUCUUUUGAUUUGUACGAGAACGGCACACAGGAGUUCCUGAUUCGUGUUAUGGAAGAGCUUCCUUCAAGCGACGACAAAUCCCCUGAGCCUACCAGCGAAGGCGCUGACGAUGCUGACGAGUCGACACAGCUCCUGUCUGAGUUGCGAAGAAGCACAGGUCCUUCAGGAGCAAAGGCAACAACGGCAGAGGAGAAGAAGGCCUUCAACUCGAUACGCGACAUUCUGCGCGGCACUACCAGCAUCGAGCUGAACCUUGAGUUCCUCUUCCGUAACAGCCACACGGACAAGCACAUCCUCAACAAGGUCCGCGACAGCCUCGAGGCCCGCAACUCCAUCUUCCACACGGCAGUCACUUUCUCAAACGCCUUCAUGAACUCCGGUACCACUGUCGACACCUUCUUCCGUGACAACCUCGAGUGGUUGGGCAAGGCCGUCAAUUGGUCAAAGUUCACCGCCACUGCUGCGCUCGGCGUCAUUCACAGAGGAAACCUCGCCAACGGUCGCAAGCUCCUCGAGCCUUACCUCCCCAAGCGCAAUGCUGUCGCCGGUACCGGAUCUCCUUACAGCCAGGGUGGUUCUCUCUACGCUCUUGGUCUGAUCUACUCCAACCACGGCACAAAUGUGCUUGACUACCUUCUCGAGCAGUUCAAGGACACUCAAGAAGAAGUCGUCCAACACGGUGGUGCCCUCGGUCUGGGUGUUGCUGGUAUGGCUACUGGCUCCGAAGACAUUUACGAAGCUCUCAAGGGCGUUCUCUACAGCGACUCGGCCAUUAACGGUGAAGCCGUCGGUCUUGCUAUGGGUCUCGUCAUGCUUGGCACUGGCAACACCAGAGCUCUUGAGGACAUGAUUGUCUACGCACACGAGACCCAGCACGAGAAGAUUGUCCGCGGCCUUGCCAUGGGCAUGGCCUUGAUCAUGUACAACCGUCAAGAAGGUGCUGACGAGCUCAUCAACGGCCUUCUCGACGAUGCCGACCCGGCUUUGAGAUAUGGUGGUAUCUUUACCGUCGCCCUCGCUUACUGCGGUACCAGCAGCAACAAGGCCGUCAGAAAGCUUCUCCACGUCGCCGUUAGCGAUGUCAGUGAUGAUGUCCGUCGUGCUGCUGUCAUGUCCCUGGGCUUCGUCCUCUUCCGCAAGCCUGGUGCUGUGCCUCGCAUGGUCGAGCUCCUUUCCGAGUCCUACAACCCUCACGUCAGAUAUGGUGCCACCAUGGCCCUUGGCAUUGCCUGUGCUGGUACCGGCCUUGAUGAGGCCAUCGACCUGCUGGAGCCCAUGAUGAAGGACUCUGUCGACUUUGUCCGUCAGGGUGCUCUCAUCUCUUUGUCCAUGAUCAUGGUUCAGCAAAACGAGGCCAUGAACCCCAAGGUUGCCACCAUCCGCAAGACCCUGCAGAAGAUCAUUAGCGACAGACAUGAGGACGCCAUGUGCAAGUUCGGUUGCGCCCUUGCCCUCGGCAUCAUUGACGCCGGUGGUCGCAACUGCACCAUCGGUCUCCAAACUCCUACCGGCAACCUCAACAUGUCCGCCAUUGUCGGUAUGGCCGUCUUUACUCAGUACUGGUACUGGUUCCCCCUUACUCACUUCCUCACCCUCUCAUUCACCCCUACCGCUAUCAUUGGUGUCGACUCCGACCUCGAGAUUCCAUCAUUUAAGUUCCACAGCAACACUCGCCCUAGUGUGUUCGACUACCCCCCUGAGGCUGAAGUCAAGGCGGAAGAAGCUCCUGAGAAGGUCAAGGCUGCCGUCUUGUCAACAACGGCACACGCAAAGCGCAGAGAACAGGCAAAGAAGAGGCAAGCUAGACGUGAAAGCAUGGACAUCGACACAACACCCACAAGUCCCAAGGUCGAAUCUGGCGACAAGAUGGACAUGGAUGAUAACGUUAUCGAUACUGCCAAGCUUGCCGAAGAGAAGGGCGAGGCUGCACUCACGGAUAGCAACACAAAGAAGAAGGCUGAGCGCGAGAAGGUCGGCUACGAGCUGGAAAACAUGAGCCGCGUGCUUCCGGCACAGAUCAAGUACAUCUCCUUUUCGCAAGAAGGUCGCUACCAACCAGUAAAGAAGCCCACUGGAGGUGUGAUCCUUCUCCACGACACGCAGUCAUCAGAGGAUAAGUCUCUGCUUGAACUCAAGGCCAAGAAGAAGACCAACAACGCCGCCGCAGCACCGGUUGUCGGUGGAUCAUCACAACAGGGCGCCACACCCUUCACACCUGCCCGUCAAACCGGCGAUGACGCUCUUGCCGCAUUGGGCUUCGGCGCCGGUGCCGGUGUAGGCGCGGCUGCCGCAUCUGGCGUGUUGAAUGCAGUCGACGAAGACGUAGAAGGAGGCGAGGAGGCCGAACUCCCCGAUGAGUUCGAGGUCGAGGACGAGGACAUGGCCGACGACGACGAAUAGACAUUAUCUCUCAAAUAGGAAGGAGCGAUUUGUUGUUUUCCUUGCACCCAGUGUAAUAUAAUUCUUUCACAUCAAUGAGUGCUUCUCUGUUACUGUUGACUUCAUUUUCUCUCGGGUCUUGCAAUAUGAUGGUUCUGUUAUUGUAGAGAUCUUCUAAUCUUGAAAGGGUAUACAUUCUGGGAUGUCAGUGAAGGAUGAUGUAGGUUUGGACAACGUUUCGUAUCUUAAGAAGCAUCCUGGGC